Paramisgurnus dabryanus is the source of this 994-nucleotide messenger RNA. NCBI's taxonomy places the organism in Eukaryota, Metazoa, Chordata, Actinopteri, Cypriniformes, Cobitidae. The record is from RefSeq and is a predicted model, not a curated record.
AUUUGUUUUACGUACAGUUGUUGUCUUGGAAACGCAGCAAACAGUAACUUACUAAACGAACGUUUAACGAUUUCGCUUUUAUCACUCACGCCAAACGUUUGUAUAAAACAUUAUUAACAAUUACUAUUGAGAUAGUUAUGUAUUUAUAGUUAUAAAGGUUAACCUGCAGCUGUGAUUCAGUAACAACACGUAAAGCCUCUUCUGUAAAACAUGUCCUCUGUUUUGAUGGACAAUAACGCCAAGCCAAAGUCCAUGAGUCGAGCAAAGCAAUGGACAGGUGAGGUUGAGAACCUGUACAGAUUCCAGCAAGCUGGAUACAGAGAUGAACUGGAGUACAGACAAAUCAAGCAAGUGGAGAUUGACCGUUGGCCAGACACUGGGUUUGUAAAGAAGCUUCAACGUCGAGAUAAUACAUUUUACUACUACAACAAAAAGAGGGAGUGUGAAGAUCAAGAGGUUCAUAAAGUAAAGGUUUAUGUGUACUGACAGCCCUAACUCAACCAGCACUUGGGAUAGUUCACCCAAAAAUGAAAAUUCAUCUUUUACUCACCCUCAUGUUUUUACAAACCUGUAUUCAUUUCUUUCUUUUGCUAAAUACAAAGGAAGAUAUUUUAAGCCAUUUUUGAACUGACUGAUAUUUUUCCUACUAUGGAAGUCAGUGGUGCUUUUGUUUCCUGCUUUCUUACAAAUAUUUUACUUUGUGUUCAUUAGGACAAAGAAAUGUAUACAGAGGUUUGUAACAACAUGAGAGAGAGUAAAUUAUGACAGAAUUUUUAUUUUUGGAUGAACUAUCCCUAUAACCCAUGUUUCUUUUUAAGUAUGAGUACAGAUGUCAAAGUCUUCAUCUUGUCAUUGUACAAAUUGAUCUAAAUUAUUUUUUUUUUCAAGUGAACAAACAAUUUGAUGAUUUGUAUUUAAAUGUAAACAUUGAAUUGUUAAAUUAUUAACAAUUUCAAAUGUAGUAAUACCAGAAUAAACCAGCUGUUAAAACAGA